AGUAUCUCUUUGUCGUCCGCAUCCGACGGUUUUUUUUUGUCAGUUUAGUGUGGUGAAUGUUGAGCAGUGGUGAAACAGCUUUUGCUUAAUAUUUCUUUAAAGAAGAACGCAAAGCAGGCGUUAAACGACGAUUUCAUCCUCAAACUAAUUUGGACAUUUUUAUAUCUUAUAGAGAGUAAAAGAAUAAAAUUUGGACAAAAUGACGACCUAUAUAAAAAUAUUCAACGAAAGAAUUUCUGGCUUAUCUAAAGGCGUUGAUGAAACAGUCGAUAAUUGGUUUCUUAUGAGCUCUCCAGCGCCUGUGGUUUCAAUUGUUGCAGUUUAUUUGCUUUUUGUGUUAAAAAUAGGACCUGCUUUUAUGAAGAAUCGUAAGCCAUAUGAUUUGAAGAAAAUUAUGGUGAUCUAUAAUGCUUUUCAAGUUUGCUACUCGAUUUGGAUGUGUCGUACCUCAAUCAAAGAAAGCAACGUGAUGUCUUCUAUUUUUUCCAAAAAAUGUGAAAUCGUACGUAAUCGUGAGCAAAAUUUAAUGUUGUACUCUGGUGCCUGGUACUAUUUCUUCUCCAAGAUCAUUGAUUUGCUGGACACCACAUUCUUUGUGCUACGUAAGAAACAAAAUCAAGUAUCAUUUUUACAUGUCUAUCAUCAUACCAUAACUGCACUCUUCUCUUGGGGAUAUCUAAAAUACGCUCCUGGUGAACAAGGUGUGAUUAUUGGCAUACUCAACUCAGGCGUACACAUUAUAAUGUAUUUCUAUUAUAUGGUGUCUGCUAUGGGUCCACAAUAUCAGAAAUAUCUCUGGUGGAAGAAAUACAUGACAUCCAUUCAAUUGAUACAAUUCGUUUUGAUUCUCAGUUAUAUGAUUUUGGUCGGCGCUAAAGGAUGCAACAUGCCAAAAACAUUAACAUUCUUCUUUGUUGCCAACACCAUCAUUUUCCUGUAUCUCUUCGGUAACUUCUACAGAAAGACAUACAAUUCAAAGAAAGGAAACAGUAUGGCUAGCGCUGCAUUACGCGCUGCUGGCGGUAUGGGCUGUCAACCAACAAACGCAUUCCUCGCCCAAGGCGAUCAAAUGAAGCGCUUGAUCGAUGUGAACAACAAUAAUGUGAAAGCUAUGAAGGCCGAAUAAUACACUGGAUAUGGGUGGGACAGAAAUGUGCCUAAUUUAUAGUGAUUUCUUUAUUUGCUUUCAUUUAACUAAACUAUAUAGUUAUAUUUCAGUAGGUAAUGUUUGGGGUUAUAGUAUUAAGGGCCUAAGAUCACACAUAUAAAGUAUUGUGAAAUUCUUGCAUGUUUGGGUCGUGAAUGUUGUGUGUAAAUAAUUUGUUUAUGAGUGUGAAUGUGUAAAAUAAGUAAAAACCAGAACUCCAAAAGCCAAUAAUACCAAAAUUACAUGUAAUUAAUAUAAUUAAAUAAUUAAAUAAGGAGUUUCAUUAGAUUGACAAGUGUGAUAGCAUUCGUUUGUAUGUGUACGUAUAUUUGUUAUACAGAAGACAAUUAUGCAUGAUUAAUUAUGAGUGCAAAUAAUUUUAUAAUAAUUUUUUAAUAAUUAAUUAG
Molecule: messenger RNA, 1554 nt
Organism: Teleopsis dalmanni
Lineage: Eukaryota; Metazoa; Arthropoda; Insecta; Diptera; Diopsidae
Product: elongation of very long chain fatty acids protein 7-like
Exons: 5
Coding region: 200-1126 (308 amino acids)
Biological process (GO): fatty acid elongation, monounsaturated fatty acid; fatty acid elongation, polyunsaturated fatty acid; very long-chain fatty acid biosynthetic process
Cellular component (GO): endoplasmic reticulum membrane
Molecular function (GO): fatty acid elongase activity
Source: RefSeq, a predicted model, not a curated record